Molecule: messenger RNA, 1494 nt
Organism: Aspergillus nidulans FGSC A4
Lineage: Eukaryota; Fungi; Ascomycota; Eurotiomycetes; Eurotiales; Aspergillaceae
Product: UBX domain protein
Exons: 5
Coding region: 1-1344 (447 amino acids)
Cellular component (GO): endoplasmic reticulum membrane
Source: RefSeq, a predicted model, not a curated record
AUGUUCUUUACCGGGACCUUACAAGAAGGAAUUACUCUGGCAGUUCAAGAGUCAAAAGCCGUUGUUUGCUUUGUGCCAGAUAACGGCGAGACAAGCUCAACAUGGCAGGAGGAAUACUUUCAAGGCGACGAGGAGUUUACACGACUUCUUGGAUCGCAAUCUGUCCUAUUACGCAUCGCUAAAGACAGCCAAGAAGCUGGGUUUCUAGCCUCCGUCUGUCCCAUCUCAAAGUAUCCAACGGUCGUUAUUAUUAGGAAUGGAAUGCUGCGGGAGUAUAUAGUGCCGGACAUCUCAAAAGAGGGCUUUCGCAAUCGGGUUAUGGCCGCUAUAGCUGAUAGCAAACCGCAGAGUCAGACGAUUUCUUCUUCGGUGCCUCAACAGUCCGCUCAGCAAGCUCAAGAAUUGAGCUCCCCGGCCGCACGGGCGCCACAAACUGUUACCACAGCUCCCACGCCAGCAGUCGAUACGACACGGGCCUCGAUAACUCAGGGACAAUCAAGUCAAAACGUAUCCACGAGGAGCUCAGGCGGCAGGGCAAAUGAUAUAACGUAUUCUUCAGGGUCAAGAAUGUACUCUGCAACAGUACCCCGAAAGCAAGAGAGGGAGUACGAUACGCCGCAAUCUUCUAACAAAGCUAAGGAGACGACCGAGCAAAAGAAUGAUGAUAUGAAAGGGAAGGCACCUAUACGGACAAACAAGGACGAAAAAUCAAAGAACCAAAAAUCCGCUGCUGCGUCUCCAGCCCCUCACUCAACGUCAGUGCCAGUGCCUCCAUCGCAAUACCGUCUCCAGGUCCGGCUCUUUGAUGGUAGUUCUGUCCGCUCAACGUUUUCACCCUUACAUACCAUCCGCAGUGACGUCCGUCCCUGGCUAGAUAACCAAUUGGAGGAAAAGCGACCCUAUAACCUCAAACUCAUCAUGACGCCCUUGCCGAACAAAACACUUACAAUCGCCGAAGAGGACCAGACCCUUAGUGAACUCAUAAGCGGCUCCACGGCGACCUUUGUCAUGGUGCCCAUCAAAGCAUAUACAGAAGCAUACUCGGACUCGGGAUCCUUACCUGUCCGCGCAGUGUCUUCAGCAUAUGGGUUGGUUACGUCUGUGGUUGGAGGUGCGGUGGGAUAUAUUGGGUCCUUCAUUGGUUACUCCCCGAAUAGAGCUUCAUCAUCAGAGUCCGCACCUCCUCAAUCCAGGGAGUUCCAGGCUUCCGCGGAUGCUACAAGACGGCCGCGGCAGUGGGGCGCAAAUAUUCGGACUCUUGGAGAUCAACGAGAUGGGCAGAAUAGUCAGUUCUACAAUGGGAACCAGCUUAAUUUUGAACCACGACAAGGUGAUGAUCGAUGAGAACACUUAAGCAAACAAAUACUAAGGAGAGGAGACCAUUCUUUCUAAUAUGGGUAUCUGUGUCUACCUAGGGCUCCAGAAGUAGAUUGUAGUGUCCAACAUCCUUGACAGCCCAGAUAGUCGACUUCUUAACAGAAAUUAUAGUAUACA